Messenger RNA from Vigna unguiculata (cowpea), 555 nucleotides. RefSeq lists its product as uncharacterized. Gene Ontology annotation, biological process: recombinational repair. The record is from RefSeq and is a predicted model, not a curated record. Lineage: Eukaryota; Viridiplantae; Streptophyta; Magnoliopsida; Fabales; Fabaceae.
AUGGAACCCUGGCAAGGACUUGAUGUUGAAGAGCAGGAUUUGGAGUCAUUCGUGAAAAGAGGCAACUCAUCAAGAACACUGAUUCCAGGACCUGCGGGAAAUGUCCAAGCAGCAAUGAUUAAUCAGGACAGUGAACAACCUGAAAGCACUCAAAAAUUUGCUCUGGACAUUGCCUCCGCAACUUACGAACGAGAUUUCAAAUCGAAUCCAUGGUUAUGGGCAGAGCAGUUCAUAAAAUUCCAUGGGCUACUGAAGGAAGGCAAAAUUGAAAAUGCAACCCAGUUAGGAAGUUGCAAAUGCACAACCAUUCUUCCGUUUGUGGCAUGCAUUGUCAAACAAUGUAAGCCUAAUGGGCUAGGAGAUAUGCAAAUAUAUAUAAAGGAUACCAGUGCGACGGUGUGGGCUAGUGUCCAUAGGAAGGUGCUGCUCAAUCCAGAAUUCGGACAAGACCUCACAGUGGGGGCUGUUUUGCUGUUGCACACAGUUGCCGCAUUCAGUCCCCGUCCGCGACUUUGCUAUGUCAACAUUACAGUACGCAACAUUGUGAAGGUGUGA